CCUGCAUGGUUUGGCUCAGAGGAGCAAGAGGAGGAGCAGGAGGAUGUGCAGCAUGAGGAAGAUGCUCCAGAGAAGGAAGAGGAGGCAGGGGCAGAGGAGGAGGCUACUCAGGAACAGGUGGGAAAAGACGAGACAGAAGAUGGAGGAGGAGAGGAGGCCAAACCUAAAUUCCAAAAACCUUUUAUGCUGCCAAACCUAGUGCCCCCAAAGAUUCCAGAUGGAGAAAAAGUUGAUUUUGAUGAUAUCCAUCGUAAGCGCAUGGAGAAAGACCUGAAUGAGCUGCAGACACUGAUCGAAGCUCACUUUGAAAGCCGUAAGAAAGAGGAGGAAGAACUUAUCAACCUUACAGACAGGAUUGAAAAACGACGUUCCGAGCAUGCUGAACAACAAAGGAUCCAUAGCGAACGUGAGAAGGAACGACAUAAGCGUGUGGAGGAGGAAAGAGCUCGAAAAGAAGAGGAAGCCAAGAAAAGGGCAGAGGAUGAUGCCAAGAAGAAGAAAACACUCACCAGUUUGCAUUUUGGCGGUUAUAUUCAGAAGACGGAGAAACGGGGUGGAAAGAAACAAACUGAGAGAGAGAAGAAAAAGAAGAUUCUGAGUGAUCGCCGCAAACCUCUGGACAUCGACAUUGCCAACGACUCUGCUCUCAGGGAAAAUGCCAAGGAACUGUGGAGCUGGGUGUGUCAACUAGAGGCCGAGAAGUUUGAGUUACAGUACCAGUUUACCAGACAGAAAUAUGAGAUCAACGUCCUGAGGAACAGAGUCAGUGACCACCAGAAAAUGACAAAGAUAACCAAGAGAGGCCUCAGGAAGUGAAUGCUAUUUUGAAAAGCAUGCUAGGCCCUUCACAAACCCAUAAAGAGCUCAUGAAGAGAGUCUAGGAAAGCUGUGUAUAUGUUAUAGAGAUUCAUUUGCAUGCAUGUAAUUCAAAGUCCUCACUGAUUAAAAUGUUUUGAUUUAAUCUGACUACAAGUGCACAUAAAGAAAGGGGAAAAAACAAUAAAUGUGAAAAUGAAGGAGCACUAGCUUUUUAUUAUCUUUCUGUUCACUGUUUGCAUUUUAAAAUACAGUACUUUUGCUUUGUAAUCCAAGUCAAAGCCAGUUCAGGUCUGCAGUAAAGCGACCAGGAGUCUUUGUCAGAAUGAGGAAGUCUGCUUCAAAGCUACGUGGCACAUUAUGCCAUAUUAAUGGGCCAUUUAAUGUAUGUUGCACACAAGAGCUAUUUUUAGAAUAGUAUAUAACCAUACUAUUAGCCAAAGUAUGCAGUAUGUAUUAUGUCUGCAAAAAAUACCAUAACCUAAUACUUUUGCCAAAAUGUGAAGCAUACAACAGCACAAUGUAAUCCACAAUGCCCUCGAAUUGACCUUCUAUUUCCAGUGUGAUGAAUAAACCAGGAGUAAUAUCAACCAU
Molecule: messenger RNA, 1410 nt
Organism: Myxocyprinus asiaticus (Chinese sucker)
Lineage: Eukaryota; Metazoa; Chordata; Actinopteri; Cypriniformes; Catostomidae
Product: troponin T, cardiac muscle-like
Exons: 12
Biological process (GO): cardiac muscle contraction; sarcomere organization; regulation of muscle contraction
Cellular component (GO): troponin complex
Molecular function (GO): troponin I binding; troponin C binding; tropomyosin binding
Source: RefSeq, a predicted model, not a curated record